This is a messenger RNA of Saccoglossus kowalevskii, 1246 nucleotides long. RefSeq names its product von Willebrand factor-like. Gene Ontology annotation, cellular component: extracellular matrix. Lineage: Eukaryota; Metazoa; Hemichordata; Enteropneusta; Harrimaniidae. The record is from RefSeq and is a predicted model, not a curated record.
CGCACAGCAUUAGUCGAGCUGAAUACGUUACAUCUACCUGCCACCAUGAAGUUGCUGAUACCACUGUGCAUCGUGUCGAUUAUUGCGACAUGCAUACAUGCAGACAGCAUGAUGGUGAACGUACCUGAGAUGUUUAUGCAUUCAACAAAAGAGGAAAAAUCUGAGAGAACUACGAAUCCGAAUACAGCUUCGUUAAUCAACGUAGUCCUUGAUUCCUGUUAUGAUGUAAAAUAUUAUGCCAUGGACACGCUGGGCAAAUACUUGUAUGGAAGUAUGAAUAUCACGGUACAUGUUAAUGGUUCAGAAAUUGCCCCAAUAAUCGACCUUCUACCGAUAUAUGACCCGAUGAUGGGAGGAAAUUACUUUUACGCAGUCUUUGGUAAUUACAGCGAAUGUACCUGGAUUAACCUCACUGUCGAGGCUGUCUGUUCUGAUCAAUUCACGACGGAAUUUUUCACCGCCUAUGUUCAGACGACCUGUCCGUGUGUGUGCUGCGAUGAGUGUUGUGAUCCUCACCUCCUUACGCAUGACGGCAAAAGAUUGAACUAUCAAGGAAAAUGUGGCGAGGUCCUGACAACGAACGACUGCGUAAAUGAGGGCCCUGGGACAUUCACUAUUUGUGGAUUGAACAGCGGAGGAAUGGAAGAUGAGGAGAUUAGACAUGUGAUAGGAACGUACAUAGUCUCUGGUAGUAAUGAAAUUCUCGUUGGUGGACCUUUGACUCAGCUAAAUGGUAAGGACAUUAGCAGAUAUGCGUUCACCGUGACUCCAGAUAAAUCAAUUGUAAUGUUUAUGUUUAUGGGAAAAUAUCUUAUCUAUCACCUCGUGGAAAACUGGUACGUUUUGUUCAGUCCUCACAAUGUGGAAGUGGAGUUACAUUCGAAAGCACAUCUUCGGGGUCAUGUAUGUGGAAUGCUGGGUAAUGCGGAUGGUGACUCAACUAAUGACAUGCAACUACCUAAUGGUACUAUUACCACCGAUCACAAUGUACUGGGAGCAGCGUGGCAAUGCCCAAAUGGCUGCGAAGCGAGAGCCAAGAUUCCUCAGCACGCUCGGAAUCACCACUAUUAAUUAUUAAUGGUUAUUAUCAAGACAAUAAUAUAGAUGCCUUUUUGGUUUGGUCUAAAGCAUGUGGCAGUGAUUAUCGAAAUGUAGUAGAGACGUCACAUGUCGGUUAUAAUAUUUGAUUCGCUUCAGUGAAUGUAUAAUGUUUUGCUGGGAAUAAAGUUCAAUGCAUAGGAAGCAA